UGGGUUAUAACUGAACAAUUGAAGGUCUAAGGUUGCCACCACCGUCAAACUACAUUUCCCAUAAUGCACCAACAAAAUGGCUGCUGAUCACAAAUGAAAACACCUGAACAGGAAUGGUAGCUCAGUCUUCAAACAAGCCAAGGAACAGCACAGCAAGCUCUACUCAAGAGUUUACUCCAAAGACACCAAUGGUUAUCAACCUGACGGUUCAAGCAUUGGUUGAUUAACUUGAAACCAACAAGUCUAAGUUGGUAAAUAAAACUCAACGAAAGGUGAAUCAAGAGUUGUCCCGGUGUGUCCUUUUGGAGUGGAACUAGAGUGGAACUUAACAGUUGAUAACCAACGGAGCAGCCUGGAGUGGAAGAUAAAGGGCUUCAUACCAGAUAAGCUGUGGACGGAAAAAGGAAAUAAAGAUGGCAGAAGAGGUCUUGGGGAAGACUGUCAAACUACUGAAGCAGGAGAGGACCAUUGCAAAGAGCAGCUUCACCAAACUGGCCAACUUCAUUUCAAGGGGAGCAAACACUAUGCUGAGAGCCGAAUUAAAGGAGGAAUUUGGAAAACUUUCAGACCGGUUCAGGUCAGUGCUUGAUUCUAAUGAGGACUACAGGAUCGGACUGGAGGCUGACGUCAAGGCGGCGGAUAAUGAAGCAGAACUUGAUAAGCAGCAAGAAACCGACAUUAAGACAACCAUAAAAGAUGCAGAAAUUAAAAUGGAGGAGGUAAGGGACAUUGUACAAACUAACAUGUGGGGAAGAUACGGAAAGAACGAACUUAGAACAUCGAUUCUUGAAGCAGAAGAAGCAAUUGAUGAAGCUGACAGAGUUCAAGUCAGAAGUGACAAUCUAGAAGGCUAUGAAGUUCACCUCACCUUAUUGGAAGAAAAGAUAAACGUAGCCAUCUCAGCAAUGUCUGAGUGGGAGAGAUGGAUCCCCGAAUCAUCAAAAGAUGAACUGGCUGGGAGACUUAAAGAACUGAGAGCAACCCACAACAGGCUACAAUUGAGAAAAGCAGAGUUUGCCAUAUCAAGGAGGCUGGCUGAUCAAGGCACAAGUGGGAAACCUGUCCAACCACCACCCCCUGUUGUGAAGAUAAAACCAACUACUUUGCCUGUCUUCCAGGGAAGUAAGAGAGAGUUCCACAGGUGGAGAAAGGACUGGGAGAGCCUGCAAAGGCAGGGGGAGCCCACUGGCUCACCUGAAGUUCUGAAGAUUCAGCUUCUGGAGAGUGUGAGCGAGACCAUUGCAAAAGAAUUAAGACUUUCAACCUAUACAACAGCAGCUGACAUGUUCAGGGUCCUGGACAAUAGAUACGGCAACAAGUCCACCAUUACAGUUGAAAUCCUCGAAGAACUAGACAAUAUGCCUCCAGUGAAGGGGAACCAGCCGAGGAAAGUCAUUGACCUGAUUCAAUCUGUGGAGAAGGCACUGGCAGAUCUGACAGAGCUGGGAACGUGGGAGCCAUGA
Molecule: messenger RNA, 1463 nt
Organism: Brienomyrus brachyistius
Lineage: Eukaryota; Metazoa; Chordata; Actinopteri; Osteoglossiformes; Mormyridae
Exons: 2
Coding region: 414-1463 (349 amino acids)
Source: RefSeq, a predicted model, not a curated record